AAUGGCUGGUCAAUAUAAAGAUGAAGUAUGCUUGUGUGAAACAUUUCAUUAAACAUCAGUACUCCUAAAAAGCAGCACAGCAAAUACUACGACUUGCUAUAUUUUGAAAUAUUUUGAAAUUUUGUACAGGCACUUUUGUAUAUCAUGGGGACAAGAAUAAAAGUAAUGGGCACCUGCCCAUAUUGCCGUCGACACGUUUCCAGAGACCUGAGGCCCAUUAACAUGCUGUCCGCACGAGAUGCUAAAAAGAUUUCUCAACUGUUAAACGAACAACCUCCUCCAGUCCAGUUGGAUUCCGGCGAGGAAAUGGGGAAAGUGGAUGAUCAUGGGCGAAGAAAUGUGCGGGUCUCUAAAAGAAAAAAAGAAACCGAAGUGAAAUCGGAAUUGCAAUCAAACUUAGAGGGAUCUUGUUCACAGUCAAAAUUACAAAAUCCAAAAUGCAGCAUAGUUUGGGUCAAUGGAAAGAAUAAAGCAACAGAGAAUUUCGGUUCGGAGGAGAAAGAUACCAGAUGUGGAGAAUUGAGUGUAACAACUAAAAUUGAGUCUGAGUCCGGGGAGGAAACAGUAGAACUUUGUUCACAAAAGAGUUUGGAAGAUUGUAGUAUUCAGGAGAAGAUAAUGGAGAAUCCAAAGGAGAUUGCGCAGGACGGUAACUCUGCAAAUUCUCUAGACGCUAUCACUGAAAAUAUUGUUGGGUUAGUAGAGGAGGAAUUCAAUCGUGAUCCGGCAAGCUGUGUGUCAUCUGGGAUCUUAAAAGGAAAUGCCGAGGUUAUCAUGGCCAUGUUGACCGAGGAGCAGCAUAUUAUCGACCAGAUUGAGAAGCAGGCAUCGAAGACUAAGAUGCCGCCUGCUAAAAGCAGUAGGCGUUGAUUGCUGCAAAGGUUGAAGUAUUUUUGUUGUAAAUUAAACAGGCAGGUUGUUGGGCCUCCCACGUGUCAACCUUUUCAUCGAGUCGGCCACCCACCAUAAAUAAAUCGCCCUUCUUGCGCCUG
Messenger RNA from Drosophila eugracilis, 992 nucleotides. RefSeq lists its product as uncharacterized. The transcript has a single exon. The coding region runs from base 145 to 870 and encodes 241 amino acids. NCBI's taxonomy places the organism in Eukaryota, Metazoa, Arthropoda, Insecta, Diptera, Drosophilidae. The record is from RefSeq and is a predicted model, not a curated record.